UAUUGGCGCCAGGGCUGUCCUGCCAACACCAGAGCCGAAGGGAAGGGCAAGCGGAAGGGCCGGCGCUGGCCUCUUCUUAUCACCCCUCUGUUUCACUUCACCACUGCGACCAGCUCCGAACCUGCCUGGAUUUACUGGCAUUUAGUUACAGUUCCCAAGGUCAAGGAGGGACAGCUCUCUGAGAGGGUUUGGUCAGCCACUUGAACACUAGGGAGACCAGGGAGUCUCCUUAUGACGGAACAAGAAAGUGAAACAAACAGUGCAGAAGCCAGAGCUCCAGGGGAGAAAGAAAAUGGACGAGAAUCCAAGCGUGGAUCUGUCUGAAGCUGGGCCAGCCCAAGGUGAGAUGGAGAGCACAGCAGAGCAUCCUGCACACCAAGAGACCACCCAAGAAACACUUGAGCACCAAGUGACAAGCAGGUGGCCUGAGACCUCCUGCAGACCAGAGGAGGACCCUUUGCUGCGUAAGUCACCACCUGCUGAUGGAGGAGAGACAUCACUGUCAGAUUUAGGUGACUCAAGAGUAGAGGAGAAGGUUCCCCAGGGAACUGAAGUAUCUGUGAAGAAAAGAGAUGAUGUCUCAGAAAGAUCCCAGGAUAAAAAUGACUUGGAUGAAGCCAAGCUGGCCCAUGAUAGAAUGGACAGCAAAGGACAAAGCUCUGUCCACUCUGUCCAGCCAGAAACACAGGAGGAUCAGGAGCCAAGCAAGCAAGGGGAAAGCUCUGACACAGCAGAAGAUGAUGCUUCAUCAAGAAGCAAGAGCUCUGACAGUAAAAUGACACAUUUGGAUGUGACUGCCAGAGAAGAUGCCACCAAGGAUCACUUGGCAGAGAAGAGCGUCAGUGCCCCUGUCCUAUAUUGGGAGCCAGAAGAGCAUGUAGAGAAAGAAACCCAAGAGAGUGGAUCCCAAGGCAUGUUAAGGAGCAGACAUGGAACCAAAGAGUACACAACCCCAAAACCAGAGGCUCAAUCCUGCUUGCAGAAUGUCACCACCCAAAACACAGACCAGGAGAAGGCCAAAAAGUCCCUCCUGUGGAAAGGUGAGGAAAAGAAGCUUCCCAUUCGUGUUAUUCAUCGACCAGAAGGCACUCAUUCUCCAGGAUCAAGGCUUCUUGUCGUGAGCCUCGUGUUGGUCUGCUUCUGCAUAUACAGCUUCUGCAACCCAACCUCCGAGGGCCAGCAAGCCUCUAGGAACCCCACUGUGGAGGCGUUCCUGUCUCAGUUCAGCCAGCUGCCACACAGCUUUCCAGGUCAGAGUCCCCAGCUAUGGCUUCGUGGACGCAAGUUCCUGCAGAAGCACCUCAAUGCAUCCUACAACACACAGCCAGCCAUCAUCAUCUUCACAGCUGCCCGCAAGGGAGAGCAGACCUUGCAAUGUCUUAGUGCCCAUGUGGCCAACACCUACUCAGCUGCCCUGCAUUCCAAGACGGUCCAGAUCAAUGGCAAGGAUAAAUCCAGGCUCCAGAGUGACCAGGCCAAGCUGGAGGUGGACUCGGAGCUGAGCUCGGCUUUCUGGGCUGGUGACCGUGCUGCAGUGAUACACCACUUCGAGUUGUUGCCAGCAGAGUCCACCCUCAUUUUCUACAAGUACUGCGAUCAUGAAAGUGCUGCUUUCAAGAAUGUGGCCCUGCUGCUGACUGUGCUGCUGGAGGAGGAGAUGCUAGAGACCAACAUCAGCCUCACGCAGGUGGAAGAGAGGGUCCGUGACUUCCUCUGGGCCAAGUUCACUGACACCAGGGCCUCCACCUCCUACGACCACAUGGAUUCUGACAAACUGAGUGGGCUAUGGAGCCGCAUAUCCCACUUGGUUCUCCCGAUCCACCCAGUGCAGACCAUUGAGAAGGCAGGAUGCCAUGUUAACACCGUGUCAACCCAGGGACAAAAGCUGCCAGAGCUCUGAGAAGGGUUGGAAAGAUGGUCCUGGCUGACUCUAGUGCAGGUGGAGGCACAGUCCGUGCUAUUUCUUUUCAAUUUGUUUCUCUACCUUCCUGGGAAGAGUCUGACAAGUUGAUCCAAGCCACUGGCCAGCUGGGUUCUGGAGGUGAUAGAUCACAUGAAUCUAUCUGGCAGAUGGAAAGAGUGGAAAAUUUAGACUGCUAAUUGCACAGGAAGACAUCACUGUGUGGGGAGGCAGGAGGGAAAACAGGACUUUGCAGGUAGCAUUUCUGUCCUCAGGAAACAACGUAGGUAACGUACAAAACACCAGAAAGAUACUUCCUUCAGUAGCUCUUUCAUUUCUCCCUGCCUCUCAGUUUGCUGACAUCACAUACAGUCUCAUGAUGUACUUUAUCCAGAAAGUUUCUCUCUCUUUGUGGAGAGCCUGGAAUACAGGAAGGUCAAAUUCCCCAAAGCCCAGCAUUUUGAAGGCAUGCUUCAAAAAGAAAGCCAGUUUGGUAGUCAAGGGUUUGACCAGUCAGUCCUCACAACAGUCCCACUUGCACAGAUUGAAUGACACCCAGCAAAGAUCAGAUCUUAAAUACAGGAUGUUCAAACAAAGCUGCCAUUCAGAAGUCCCAUAAACAUGAAUUACAAGAAAUUUCAGGUUGUCAGCACUGAAACACUGCACUAAAGGGAUGGGAUCUCACGAGGGGAAUCCCAUAUGCCUGAGAAGAAGCCUGGAAGGCAGAGAGCAAUGAAAUAGAAACCAUCUAACUGUUGAAGCCUCAAAGGGUUGCACAGGUGAAAACAGUUUAACUUGGUGAUACCUCCUUUUAAAAAGUCCACUCUUGAUCCCUUUGCCACCGCAAGGCUGUGACUAUCUCUUUGGGCUGAUGCCUCAGCUUUGGUCUUAGAAGACAGACUGCUCUUUACCCAGAUCUCUGGUCUGUGUGUAGAGCAGGGAGCUGUCUGCCUGCCUCUCCCCAGCAAACUUGUAUCAAUGAAUGUAGAUGUUAACAUUGAUAUUUAUUUCAAACCACAUAGGGUAGCAUGACAGGUCCUUGUCCUCCAGAGGUAGAUUUACCUACCUGCCAGGCAGUUGGUGCUCUAGCAUAUGCUAAAGCAACUAGGAGGAGAGCUGGGAUUAGCUGCUAAAAUCUCUGGUGUUAACACUAAAAACCCUCAACAAAGCAGGGUGGUUCCUUACUGAGCCUCCUCUUCUGCAUCCCAGGAGGAGAAAUCCAAGUCCUGGGAACACUGUGGUGGCCCUGCAUACUGCCUUUUUUGCAAGUGCUCUGGAGCAGAACAGCCAACUCAAGAAAUACCUGGCGGGGCUAGGCACAAGUUACAGCAUUUAAAAUAACCCAGCAGUCAGCCUCAGGUGUCAGCCCUUUGUGCCUUCAGUGCUGCCUGCCAGAGGAGGAGCAGCUGAAGUAGAACAUGGCUUAUUUCCAUAUAAGCAGCACGACUGGGGCCUUGUGGGCCCAGGCUCUGUGUCUGACCCAAGAACACUAUGGUGUUUUUGCAGGCAGUGCAUCUGAGUGCUGCUUACAGCAACUGGACCCUGGCACUGGCCAGGUCUUCUGCCAAUGGUGCCUUGCUGAUCUGCCCCACCAGUGGCUCAGCUGAGCGAGGCACAGC
Dryobates pubescens (Downy woodpecker) is the source of this 3519-nucleotide messenger RNA. RefSeq names its product torsin 1A interacting protein 2 (gene TOR1AIP2). Bases 293 to 1900 code for a protein of 535 amino acids. Gene Ontology annotation, biological process: membrane organization. NCBI's taxonomy places the organism in Eukaryota, Metazoa, Chordata, Aves, Piciformes, Picidae. Gene Ontology annotation, molecular function: ATPase activator activity. The record is from RefSeq and is a predicted model, not a curated record. Gene Ontology annotation, cellular component: membrane. The transcript has 7 exons.